AUGUGGCGCGGGCGGGCGCUGGCGCAGGCCAUUGGCCGCGCGGCCCGGGGGCGGGGCCGGGGGGCGGGCGGCGCUGAGCAGGGGCGCGCGCCGAGUCGGGCCGGCGUCGGGGGCCGGAGGCCGCUGAGUGUUCUAGGUCAGAGCCGACACUUUGUAACAAUGCCUGAGAUCCAUACCGACCACCUUGAUAAGCAGCAAGUCCAGCUCCUGGCGGAGAUGUGUAUCCUUAUUGAUGAAAAUGACAAUAAAAUUGGGGCUGAGACCAAGAAGAAUUGUCACCUGAAUGAAAACAUUGAGAAAGGAUUAUUGCAUCGGGCUUUUAGUGUCUUCCUAUUCAACACCGAAAACAAGCUCCUGCUACAGCAGAGGUCGGAUGCAAAGAUCACCUUUCCAGAUUGUUUCACCAAUACGUGCUGCAGCCACCCGUUGAGUAACCCGGACGAGCUCGAGGAGAGCAAGGCCCUCGGAGUGCGGCGAGCCGCGCAGCGGCGUCUGCACGCGGAGCUGGGCAUCCCCCUGGACGAGGUUCCUCCAGAAGAAAUCAAUUACUUGACACGAAUUCAUUACAAGGCCCAGUCUGACGGUGUCUGGGGUGAACAUGAAAUCGACUACAUCCUGUUUGUGAGGAAAAACGUGACGCUGAACCCCGACCCCAACGAGGUGAAAAGCUAUUGCUACGUGUCGAAGGAAGAACUAGAACAACUUCUGAGAAAAGCAGCCAGUGGUGAAAUUAAGAUAACACCGUGGUUUAAAAUUAUUGUGGAGACUUUUCUCUUUACGUGGUGGGAUAACUUACAUCACCUGGGUCAGUUUGUGGACCAUGAGAAAAUACACAGAAUGUGAAUGUGGAGAAGAAUGAUUACUGCAGAAUUUCUCUACUUAGUAAACUUAGAGUGACUUGUUUUAAAAAUUCAGUUCCCUGUCAGGAGAGCUCUCACACGGUACGUUGAUAAUUUAUGACUUGUGAAGAAAACACAACUAAUAAUUUUGCAUCAUAUGCCCGGAUCUGUACUCUGUUAUAAAAGACAGUUGUGAGAGAUUUUAUUUUGUAAAAUAAAGGAGAACAAAUAAAACAAUUUAACCAUCCAAA
Molecule: messenger RNA, 1090 nt
Organism: Lemur catta (Ring-tailed lemur)
Lineage: Eukaryota; Metazoa; Chordata; Mammalia; Primates; Lemuridae
Gene: IDI1
Product: isopentenyl-diphosphate delta isomerase 1
Exons: 5
Coding region: 1-843 (280 amino acids)
Biological process (GO): isoprenoid biosynthetic process; isopentenyl diphosphate biosynthetic process
Cellular component (GO): cytoplasm
Molecular function (GO): isopentenyl-diphosphate delta-isomerase activity
Source: RefSeq, a predicted model, not a curated record